AUGUCAGAGUUGAACUUAUCUAAAGGAGACUUGCAAGAACUUUGCCGUGCAUUUGGUGUGUCUACCGAUGGUGUAAAAGUGGUCCUAGUACAAAGGUUAAAACAACUUUCAAGCAAAGUAGGCCAAAACCCAAAUAGUGUUAAAGAAACUGGUGAAACAAGCCUGGGAAAUUGUGACGCCGAUGACCAAGGAGAUCAUGUGAUUGAGGUGGAUGAUUUUGAUAUCAGUUCAGUAGCACAAUCUUUAAAGGAACUAGCUUACCAAACAAAAGGGAACUUUAAGCAACCACCCUUGUCAAAUGAGAUUGCAGAACCAGAUAACCCUUAUGCAAAUACUGAAGAAUGUACUAACCGAAACAAAUGGCAUUAUCAGGAAAUGGAAUUCAAUAACCCAUUAGGAAAUUUG
Dentiscutata heterogama is the source of this 405-nucleotide messenger RNA. NCBI's taxonomy places the organism in Eukaryota, Fungi, Glomeromycota, Glomeromycetes, Diversisporales, Gigasporaceae. The record is from the annotation of a GenBank genome assembly.